AUGGUGGUGGUCAUGAAGAUCCGGAAGUCCCUGGCGGAGAUGAACGGGUUCAGGGGCGGGCCGGGCUUUGAGGCCAUGGUGAGCGACGUGCAGACGUGGGUGAGCGCCGCCUUGACCAACGAGGAGACGUGCACGGACGGGUUCGCCGGGGCGUCCAUGAACGGCGCCAUCAAGGAGGCGGUUCGGGAGCGGAUCGUGAAUGCGGCCCAUGUGACGAGCAACGCGUUGGCUCUCAUCAAUAGCUACGCGGCCGUUCAUGGUUAA
Molecule: messenger RNA, 264 nt
Organism: Striga hermonthica
Lineage: Eukaryota; Viridiplantae; Streptophyta; Magnoliopsida; Lamiales; Orobanchaceae
Source: the annotation of a GenBank genome assembly